Messenger RNA from Peronospora matthiolae, 519 nucleotides. The record is from the annotation of a GenBank genome assembly. NCBI's taxonomy places the organism in Eukaryota, Oomycota, Peronosporomycetes, Peronosporales, Peronosporaceae.
AUGGCCGACCAGCAAGCCCAGCUAGUGUUCGUGUACGGAUCUCUGAAGACCGGAUUCAAUAAUUACCCGGUCUUCAUCCAGCCGGCAAUUGAGCAAGGCAAAGCUUCGUUCGUGGGAGCUGCUCGCACGACGAACGACGAGUUCCACAUGGUGCUGAACGACCAGGCGUUUUUCCCCUGUCUUUACCGUGUGCCACAAGGAGAUGGCUACAAAGUCUCGGGCGACGUCUUCAGCUUGGACCGUGACACCGUCGCAGCUCUCGAUGCGUUCGAACGGGUGGACGAUAAAUUUUACGUCCGAGGCGUCCUGGACGUGGACCUCGUGGACGGCGAGCGCAAAGGAGAGACGGUGGCUUGCCAGGUGUACUUCAUGUCAGUCUAUGACGACUUGGCCAGACUCGAGCGCAUUACGGAGUACACAAGAGCGAUGAACGCCAAGUUCGCCCAGUUCAUGGCGGACCCGCCACCCGACUUUGUGGAGAGCAUCCUGGACAAGAUGCCGAAGCAGCAGCAGACGUAA